Stylophora pistillata is the source of this 3215-nucleotide messenger RNA. Its product is annotated as short transient receptor potential channel 5-like. NCBI's taxonomy places the organism in Eukaryota, Metazoa, Cnidaria, Anthozoa, Scleractinia, Pocilloporidae. The record is from RefSeq and is a predicted model, not a curated record.
CAAGGUGCAGAGACAGGACUACGCUUUGCUUGCAAAUCAAGUCACUGUGCUUUGUCCUCGCGACAAGUUUCGGCAGCAAAUUGACGGUACUUCUGAUCCUUUAAGAUUACAUUAAGCUUAAAAUGAGUGAGGGAAACAAUUAUGAUCAACUGAGAUCCCCUGCUUCUAAUGGUGACAACGUGGACGGCAUUGGGUUGGUCAACCUUGGAGUUGAGAGUGAUGUUAGCCCACCAACUACACCAGAAUCCAGAAAAUUGCGCAGUAUGGUAAGACAUGCAAGCUUGAACGUUAAGCGCAGAAAGGAUUUCUCUCAGGAUGGGGAUAAAGACCGGAAAGCUUUCUUAAGAUGUACAAGCGUAAACCUUAAAUAUAGAAAGGUUUCCACUCAGGGUCUCUCUAGAGGCUUGAGCUUUGGAGGUAACACAUUUCACAUGCGUAAUGAGGACGAGGAUCAUAAAAUUGAAUCCCUCAAAGAUUUUAUAAGCAAAGGGGAAAAAAGUUCUUGGGACGAUAUAAAGAACGUAGUCACAGCAGAUGCCCUAUGCAAAGAAAAAGAUCCUCUAGAUAAGGCAUUUGAGGUUCAUGAAAAACUUUGUCACAUUGCUAAAACAAGUACGGAAAAAACGAAAGCGAUUGAAAAGUUAGCUCAUCGAGUGGAAGACUUUGCAUAUGAUUUAUUGGAUCAAGUAAAGCGAAGGGAAGAAAAAGAGAUACAUGAUAAAGGAGCAGACCGCUACACCUCCCUGUUCAGCAAAAUAACGUUAAACGCAAUAGUUAAAGGACGGCAAAAGUUUGUAUCCCAUCCAUUCAUUUUCAAAAGAGUAGAGAGACGAUGGAAACUUGGCCUAUCGAAGAAUUUUCGUUCUCGACUACCUUAUCAGAUUCUUCUCUUCCUGAUCAUGAUGCUUGACGCAAUACUUACUCCAGUUCUGCUCCCAUUCACUGCUUACGUUGCAUACCAAGACCAGCAGGGGCACCUCAGAGAACAGAGUGUAAGUGAAGCGAAUUCGCCUGGAAACAAAAGGAAAAAGAGAUCGAGGUUGACCAAAAUCUUAGUCAUUCACAGAGAUUACCUCGAGACUCCCUACGUCAUUUUCAUGAAGACUCAAUUUAUGCAACUGGUAUUCAUUGGACUCUUCUUCCGGAUAUCUAUGAUUGGUUCGUCUGUGGCUCCAACCUUUGAGGAGUACUCGAUAUUACUCUUCUUUUGUGGAUUUGUUCUUGGUGAGAUCCAACAGUAUCGAAGUUCAGCAUCGAUGGUUUAUUUCAGAGACAUGUGGAACUACUUGGAUGUACUGAUAAUGCUCGUUUACGCCUUCGUCUUUAGCAGUCGCGUAGCAACUAUCAUUAUUGCUGGUGAUCCCUUUAACAAUCGCUUAUUGGAACUCGCUCAUUAUGGUUAUGGAUUCGACGCCAUGCUCCUAACUCUAAGAUUCUCCAGCAUCCUGGAGCUCAGUUCAGUUAUCGGUCCAUUACAACUGGCGCUGUUUCGAAUGUGUCUUGACUUACUGGUCAUACUUAUCCAGUUUGGUUUUGUCAUUGUUGCAUUCUCACUGGCCAUCACAAAGUGUUACGCAGCCGAGACAUCCUUCCUGACGCCCUUGAACAAUGGAUCAAAUCACGUAGAGUACUGCGUUGAAGGCAGUUUGAAUUGCUUUUUCAAGUCUGCAAGACAGCUGGUCUGGUCUAUAUUUGGAAUGACCCAUUUCGAGGAGAUGGAAUCCUUCACUAGUUUGACUUCGGACAUCGUUGUUUUUCUGUACUUGGUUUUCUUGGUUUUGUCAGUUAUCAUGUUGGUUAAUAUCUUGGUAGCCUUGUUGACAACCACAUAUGACAAAUACAAGACUAACGCAGAAAUCGAGUGGAAAUUCUCACGCGCAGUCGUUGAGGAACAGUACAGACGCAUGCACUUAGUUGUGGUCCCGUUCAACAUAAUUUCAGAGCUAAUCAAGGCUUUGUAUUUUGCUAAAUAUCCGGAUCGUCGAGACAAGGGAAAGGAUGAACGGAACCUGGAAUACCAGAAGUUCUUACAAGAAAGGUUUUUCCCAGAGUUAACUUUGCGCUACUGGAGAAAAUAUAACGGAUCAUUUCCAUUAACAGUCGACAGAAAACUAGAUACACUGAGAGAAAAAAUUGAGUCUGCGAAAAAGGAUCUCAGUCAAAUGAAGAAGAAAGCUCAGAGGGUAAUUAACCUGGAGGAAAAGCUUGAAUUUGUAAUAAAACAACUCCAAAGGAUAUCAAACGGAGUUCCGAAAGAGGAUAAGGGAAAAUCGAAGAAAGAGUUAACAUUUAUCGUAGACAAUGGAGAAACGAAGUCAUCAUCAGAUAACAGGACACUGAUGACCUCAAUGGUGGAAGUACAAAUACGUGCACCGCGAGGGGAGCAGGCUCAGAAAGAAACAGAAGAUCAAAUCAUCGGAACCCCUCAAAUGCAAAGCACCACAGAGGAAUAUGUGUGAAUCAAUCGAUAUUCCUGAUGACUAAUUCCAUGCAAUGGAAGUUGCUUUGAGUCACCUAAAUAUGAACUGAAUUUGCAGAAAUGCGUGUGUGUAAACUUGACUUUGAAAAAAAUUUGAACAUUAUUGCAAAUUGUUCGGCCUAGGGAGAAAUCAGUCGCAUCGAGGUCGCAUCGGGUCAGCCUUUUAAAUUUUCAUUCUUUAAAACUGUCACAGAAAUUACUUCAUUUAUCCCAGGACUCCUUCGCUCAUUGUGUCUCUUAAUUUCGGAGUUGUCGAAGUUCGAGAUUUUUCUUCUAUUGUUUUAAGCAAAGGAGAGUUUAUGAAGUUUGUAAUCGCCCUCAAUCAGCAGAUCGGUAGACGGCAUGACACAUACAUUACUGAUGAUGACUAAUUUCGUCAAAGGCGAAAGUAACUGCAUUUUGAUUAGUGUAAUUAAAUACAACCAGCGUGUUUUUUUCUUUGUUUUGUUUUGUUUUGUUUUUUUUUUACAGGGAGUUUUACAGAGAGUAAUUAAAUUGAAUUGUAGAAGGUAAAUGGGCCAAAAAUGUAUAAGUUCGUGAACGGUGAACUAGGCUCACUCAAGGUUGCAUGUCAGCUUUCUAGCCCCUAUAGAAAUAAGAAUAUGCAUUUCACUGAAUUUGUCCGCGGCGCUCUAUUUCAAGAUUUUAUACUUUCUUUUUUAUAGUUUUAUAUGCAGUGGUGUAUCUGAAAAGUGGUUGUUAAACUAAAUGUAGCAAUUACUUAAAUAAAAUAAAG